AUUCCCCCCGCCGCGCCCGGGCACGCCGCCGCCCGCCGGGCCCUGCUCCGCGGCUCCGCGCCCAGGCGCCGACCAUGGCCCGGCCCCGGCCCCGGCCCCGCGCUCCCGGCGCCCUGUCCUGGGCGCUGCUGCUGCUCUGCGGCCCGGCCGCCGGCUCCGCGCAGGCAGUGUGCGCGGGGACCCUCAACGGGCUCAGCGUCACGGGCGACGCCCAGCACCAGUUCCAGACCCUGCACAGGAUGUACAACAACUGCGAGAUCGUCAUGGGCAACCUGGAGAUUGUCCUCAUCGACCACACGCAGGACCUCUCCUUCCUGCAGACCAUCCGCGAGGUGACGGGCUACGUCCUCAUCGCCAUGAACGUGUUCGGGGCGCUGCCGCUGCAGAGCCUGCGCGUGGUGCGGGGCACCCAGCUCUACGAGGAGAAGUUCGCGCUCUUCGUGCUGCUCAACUACAACCCCAACACCACGCACGCCCUGCGCCGCCUCGGCCUCGACCAGCUCACCGAGAUCCUGGCCGGCGGCGUCUACAUCGAGAAGAACGAGCAGCUCUGCCACGUGGACACGGUGGAGUGGCGGGACAUCAUGCGGGACCCCCGCCUGGAGCCCGUGGUGGGCGACAACGGCAAGAGCUGUGAGUGCCGGGGGGGGGGGGGGCGCGGCGGGGCCCAGGCGUCCGGGCGGCGCCGGGGGCUGACGCCGCUGCCCCCCCCCGCAGGCGCCCCGUGCCACGAGAGCUGCGGCGGGCACUGCUGGGGCCCCGGCCCCGAGGACUGCCAGAAACUGACGAAGACCAUCUGCGCGCCCCAGUGCAACGGGCGCUGCUUCGGGCGGGCGCCCAACGAGUGCUGCCACGAGGAGUGCGCGGGGGGCUGCACCGGCCCCCGCCAGACCCACUGCUUCGCGUGCCGGCACUUCAACGACAGCGGGGCCUGCGUGCCGCUCUGCCCCCAGCCCCUCAUCUACAACAAGCUCACCUUCCAGCUGGAGCCCAACCCCGACACCAAGUACCAGUACGGGGGCAUCUGCGUCCGGAGCUGCCCACAUAACUUCGUGGUGGACCAGAGCUCCUGCGUCCGCGCCUGCCCCAACGACAAGAUGGAGGUGGAGAAGAACGGGCUGAAGAUGUGCGAGCCCUGCUCGGGGCUGUGCCCCAAGGCCUGCGAGGGCACCGGCGCCGGCAGCAAGUACCAGACCGUGGACUCCAGCAACAUCGACACCUUCGUGAACUGCACCAAGAUCCUGGGCAACCUCGACUUCCUCAUCACCGGCCUGGAGGGGGAUCCCUGGCGCAACAUCUCGGCGCUGGACCCCGAGAAGCUCAACGUCUUCCGGACGGUGCGGGAGAUCACGGGCUACCUCAACAUCCAGUCCUGGCCCAAGCACAUGCACAACUUCAGCGUCUUCUCCAACCUCGUCACCAUCGGGGGACGGAGCCUCUACAACCGCGGCUUCUCCCUGCUCAUCAUGAAGAACGAGAACGUGACGUCGCUGGGGCUGCGCUCGCUGCGGGAGGUCAGCGCCGGCAAGGUGUACAUCACCGAGAACCGCCGCCUCUGCUACUACCACACCGUGCAGUGGGCCGCCCUGUCGCGCCGCCGCGCCGACCUCGACAUCAAGAACAACAAGCCGCGCAGCAAGUGCCAGCAAGAGGGGAAGGUGUGCGACCCGCUGUGCUCCGCCGACGGGUGCUGGGGCCCCGGCCCCGAGCAGUGCCUGUCCUGCCGCCACUACAGCCGCCGGGGCGUCUGCGUCGCCUCCUGCCACUUCUUCCAGGGGGAGACGCGGGAGUUCGCGCAGGGCAGCGAGUGCUUCGAGUGCCACCCCGAGUGCGAGCGCAUGGAGGGCAGCGUCACCUGCAACGGCUCGGGCGCCGACACCUGCACCCGCUGCGCCCGCUACCGGGACGGGCCGCACUGCGUGGAGCGCUGCCCCGAGGGCAUCCUGGGCGAGCGCGGGCCCAUCUACAAGUACCCCGACGGCAGCCGCGAGUGCCGGCCCUGCCACGAGAACUGCACCCGCGGAUGCCUGGGGCCGCUGCUGCAGGACUGCGUGGGGGAGCCGCUGCCCGUCUCCAGGAAAACCCCCACGGUCAUCGCGGUGAUGGUGGUCGGCGGGCUCUUCCUCUCCUGCUCCUGCUUCCUCCUCACCCUGCUCUACUGGCGGGGCAAGAAGAUCCAGAAGAAGCGGGCGAUGCGGCGCUACCUGGAGAGGGGCGAGAGCCUGGAGCCGCUGGACCCCAGUGAGAAAGCCAACAAGGUGCUGGCCCGCAUCUUCAAGGAGACGGAGCUGAAGCGGCUGAAGGUGCUGGGCUCCGGCGUCUUCGGGACCGUGCACAAGGGCGUCUGGAUCCCCGACGGCGACUCCAUCAAGAUCCCCGUGAGCAUCAAGGUGAUCCAGGACUGGAGCGGGCAGCAGUCCUUCCACGCCGUCACCGACCACAUGCUGGCCAUCGGCAGCCUGGACCACGCCUACAUCGUGCGGCUGCUGGGCAUCUGCCCCGGCGCCCAGCUGCAGCUGGUGACGCAGCUGCUGCCCCUGGGCUCCCUGCUCGACUACGUCCGCAAGAACCGCGGCGGCAUCGGCCCCCAGCUGCUGCUCAACUGGUGCGUGCAGGUGGCCAAGGGCAUGUACUACCUGGAGGAGCACCGCAUGGUGCACCGCAACCUGGCCGCCCGCAACGUGCUCCUCAAGUCGCCCAGCCAGGCCCAGGUGGCCGACUUCGGCAUCGCCGACCUGCUCUACCCCGACGACAAGAAGUACUUCUACAACGAGGUCAAGACGCCCAUCAAGUGGAUGGCGCUGGAGAGCAUCCACUUCGGCAAGUACACGCACCAGAGCGACGUCUGGAGCUACGGCGUGACGCUCUGGGAGAUGAUGACGUUCGGGGCCGAGCCCUACGCCGGGAUCCGCCUCGCCGAGGUGCCGGACCUGCUGGAGAAGGGCGAGCGGCUCUCGCAGCCCCAGAUCUGCACCAUCGACGUCUACAUGGUCAUGGUGAAGUGCUGGAUGAUCGACGAGAACAUCCGCCCCACCUUCAAGGAGCUGGCCAACGAGUUCACCCGCAUGGCCCGCGACCCCCCGCGCUACCUGGUGAUCAAGGAGAGCGGGGCGGUGCCGCCCGCCGAGCCGCCCCCCCUCAGCGACAAGGAGCUGGACGAGGUGGAUACGCUGGAGCUGGAGGAGGAGGAGGAGCUGGACGUCUCCUUCGGCCUCGCCGGGCUCUACCCCUCGCGGCCGCGGGGCAGCUCUGCCCGGAGCCCCAGCCUGCUGAGCCCCCCGGCCGGCUACAUCCCCAUGAACCAGCCCGGCCUCGGCAGCGGCCGCCAGGGCCGGCCGGCGCGGCGCAGCCGGCGGGAGUCGGAGGCGUCGGAGGGCCGGGGCGCGGGGGCCUCGGAGCCGGAGCCGGAGCCGGCCGGGGGGCUGUCGGCGGGGGGCAGCCUCUGCCGCAGCCGGCGCUCGGGGGGGGACAGCGCCUGCCACCCCCCGCCGCCCCCCAGCACCGAGGGCAGCGAGGAGGACGCCAACGGCUACGUCACCCCCAACUGCGCCGCCCGGGAGCCGGAGCCAGCCCGGGGCUCGGCGCCGGAGGAGGAGGAGGAGGAGGAGGAGGAGGAGGAGGAGUACGAGUACAUGAACCGGCGGCCCGGGGCCCCCCCCGGCGCCCGGCCGGCCUCCCUGGAGGAGCUGGGCUACGAGUACAUGGAGGUGGGCUCGGAGGCGGGCGCCCCCCCGCCGCGCCGCCCGGAGGAGGAGGAGGAGGAGGAGGAGGAGGAGGAGGAGCGGGAGGAAGACUACGAGUACAUGAACAAGCAGCCGCGGCUGAGCCGCUCGCUGGGCAGCGCCGCCGGCCCCCGGCACCGCGGCUACCGCGACGUGCGGCCCGGGGGGGCCGCCGAGGAGCAGGGCUACGAGGAGAUGGAGGCGGUGCCGGCGCCCCGGGGGGGCCGCUGCCCCGGCUGCCGCGGCCCCCCCGGCCCCCCCGCCGCCCUCAUGAAGCCCCUGCGGAGCCUCGAGGCCUCGGACUGCGCCUUCGACAACCCCGACUACUGGCACAGCCGCCUCUUCGCCAAGGCGGACCCGCAGCGGACGUAGGGGCCCCCCCGGCCCCCCCCCGGCCCCCCCCGCCGCCGCUCGCACGCCGAUAUGAAGGAGCCCCCGCGCCCGGCACGGGGCACGAGCCGAAUUGCAACGGGGGGGCCCAAAGCCGGGGGGUGAGGCGAUGCACGGGCCCCCCCCCCCCCGCCGGGGCGUCCCCGUCCUGCCUCAGUUUCCCCGCGGCUCCGGCGCAGCCUCUCCCGGGGCCGGCGGCUGCCGGGGCGCGGGAGGCCCCGUUCCUCCGGGGUCGGGCUGCGAAGCGGCUCCCGGUCCCCAAAGGGCCGCGCGGGGCCCCGGGGGGGGGGGGAGGGAGCGGGGGCCUCGGCCCCGGCUGCUUUCGGGCCGCGGGGUCGGGGUUCCCGGGCCGGGGGGAGCCAAGCGCGUGUUCGGUACCGCCGUGCCCCGCCGGCGCCGGGGGGGCGGUUCGGGGGUCCGGCGGGGUCCCGGCCCGGAACGACCCUCGGGGCGGGGGGGGGCGGCGGGACUCGGGUGCCGAAAUGGGGGUUUCACCCCCGUUUUUCCAGCGAAGCCUUUCGAGGCUUGCCCGGAGCCCGUGGGGCGGGAGGGGGGGGGGACCGGGGUGGGGGGCGCCGUGGGCCCCGCCUGCCCCCCCCCCCCGGCCGGGCAUCGCCCCCAGCCCCUGGCCGCGCGGGACGGGCGAAGGGUCGCUCCGGUUUUUAAAAGCUGAAUAAAGACAAAGGGAAGCUGA
Dromaius novaehollandiae (emu) is the source of this 4806-nucleotide messenger RNA. It is a transcript of the gene ERBB3, whose product is annotated as erb-b2 receptor tyrosine kinase 3. The record is from RefSeq and is a predicted model, not a curated record. NCBI's taxonomy places the organism in Eukaryota, Metazoa, Chordata, Aves, Casuariiformes, Dromaiidae. Gene Ontology annotation, biological process: positive regulation of cell population proliferation; positive regulation of kinase activity; multicellular organism development. Gene Ontology annotation, molecular function: neuregulin receptor activity; ATP binding; protein tyrosine kinase activity. Gene Ontology annotation, cellular component: basal plasma membrane; signaling receptor complex; plasma membrane. The coding region runs from base 75 to 4094 and encodes 1339 amino acids. The transcript is spliced from 27 exons.